AUGAACGAUAAUAAUAGUGAACGCUGCAAUACAACAUUACUGGCCAUUUAUCAAGAAGAAGACGAUGGCUCUUUGGAACGAAUAAUUAUUCCCGGUGUCGCUCUAAGUCUGAUGUGUAUUAUUAUAAUAGUUGGCAACAUUUUCGUCCUGCUAGUAGUACCAAGAUUACCGAAACCACGGCGACCGACACGUUACCUCGUGAUGAACUUGGCAGUAGCAGAUCUUGGUUUGGGGAUUUUUAUUCUCCCCCUGUCGUCCUAUAACGAAAUUGUAUCGUGGCCGUUCGGAGAGAGAUGGUGUAUUGUGCAUGCUGUAGGCGACUCACUUCUAUGCAUGUCAUCCCUGUACACGUUGUGCGCCUUAGCAGUCGACCGUUAUAUCGGAGUUACCCGCCCCUUGCGGUACAACGUCAUCAUGACCGACCGGAUGGUUUUAGUGAUGGUGAUAGUGGUGUGGUUGCUAGCCUCGAGCGUGUCGUGUCCCCCACUGUUUGGCUGGAGACAACCCCCACCGGAUGACCCAACUGUAUGUUUAAUUACAACACACUUCAGUUACGUCAUCGAAUCGUGUGUUCUUGGGUUUUUCCUUCCUUCAAUCGUCGUCAUGUGUCUGUACACGAAAAUAUACAUAGUCGCACGCAAACACAUUUUUGACAUUUCAAGAAAUAUAAUCCUACCAAAUAAAGACCAGGAUAAAGACAGUGUAAGUGCCUCAAGUUUUAGUUCAUCUAUUUCCGGUUCCUCCCAAGAUGUACGCAUAAGCGUUGUGACAUCAAACUGUCAGAAUCAGGCUGCUCUUUUGAAAAAAGUUGCAAAAAUUAGAAUGGAAGUCCGUGCUGCAAAAACCUUUGGGAAAGUUUUGGGAAUUUUUGUCAUCUGCUGGAUGCCAUUUAUUGUGUUGUAUCCUUUUGGAUGCCUGUGUUCGGCGUGUGUUAUACCGGAAAUAGCUUGGGAUAUAGUGUUCUGGCUGGGCUACGCUAACUCCAUGAUGAACCCAUUCGUGUACGUGUUGUCGAGCCAGGAGUACAGGAAGGUUUUCAGUCGACUACUGUGGUGUAGGAACAAAAGCGAAUCUCAAGUAGAUGUACUGAAUGUUGUCCCUAGACGAGGCGCUACAAACGUACCUAGCGAAAAGUUCUGAAGAAUUGGCACGGUUAUUUUCUGGUAAAAAAAAUAUGUUUAAAGUCGAUCUCGUCAUAAGCUAUGUUUUUCGAAAAGAUCAAUUCAAGGCCGACUUUCAUCGGGAGACAGACUGUCCAUUGUAAAGAAGCAAAAUACAUAAAUUUCAUGACAGCGUUGUAUCGCAUAAGCGCGAAAAUAACUUAUCAAUUAAUUGUUAAGUAGCUGGCACCUAUGGUCCUCAGGAUUGCUACGAUGUCCAACUUAGUGUAAUGCUAUCCAUCAAAGAACACCAAAUGUGGACCGUCUAUUGGUUAUCAUCUAGACAAACACCCAAACGGACUGUCCAUAGACGAUCUUUGUGAUGGUACCCAAAACAAGAUUAUGUUAUACAUGUAAAACGAUCCUUAAGUCCGAGUUUUGUUUGUAACCAA
Molecule: messenger RNA, 1552 nt
Organism: Mizuhopecten yessoensis (Yesso scallop)
Lineage: Eukaryota; Metazoa; Mollusca; Bivalvia; Pectinida; Pectinidae
Product: alpha-1A adrenergic receptor-like
Exons: 2
Coding region: 1-1140 (379 amino acids)
Biological process (GO): adenylate cyclase-activating adrenergic receptor signaling pathway; positive regulation of cytosolic calcium ion concentration; cell-cell signaling
Cellular component (GO): membrane
Molecular function (GO): alpha1-adrenergic receptor activity
Source: RefSeq, a predicted model, not a curated record